Messenger RNA from Rotaria sp. Silwood2, 5826 nucleotides. NCBI's taxonomy places the organism in Eukaryota, Metazoa, Rotifera, Eurotatoria, Philodinida, Philodinidae. The record is from the annotation of a GenBank genome assembly.
AUGGAACGUGAGGAUGUAGCAAGACGUUAUUCAAUUGUUGGUAAAUUAGCUCAUUAUAGUGCAAAAUUUAGACUUGAUGAUGAUGGACAAUAUUUACUGGCACAAGUGCGUAGGCAAUCUCCAUCAUUAUCAAGAAUCGAACGACGCAGCUCAAUUGUAUAUACACCAUCUAGACCAGUAGAAAAUAGAAAAUCUCGUUUUUUACCCUUAUGGCCAGAAUGGAAUGAAGCUGAUGUUAAUGCUGAAUCAUGGGAUAUUGGAAGUGUAAAAAAGAAAGAUGCAGGAACAACUAAAGGUCGUGUCGAUGUAAAAUCAGCUAGUUCAGUGGGUACACAUGGUUUUGAAGAUCCCGAAGGUAAAGUCGAACUUCCUCCCACAAUCAAAGUUGAUCAAUGGAAAAGACCAAUCGAUUUUCUCCCAUCCGAUAAAUCUCCAGUAGUUGUUGAUCCUGAUCAUGGCAUGCAAAAUUUUGAUUUAGUCACACCAAAUGAACAUUUACAUUAUAGUGAAACAAUGCGUAACAUUAUUGGUCAGAUUACAGCACUAUGGGAUAUCUGUCGACAAGAACGAAAAGCUAAUUCAACACCAGAAUAUACAACAGAAACAAAUCCAGCUGUUUUAAGUGGACGAACAUGGCGUCCUUGGGGUAAUUGGCGAAAGCUUAUUAUAGAUGAUACAAUACCAUUUGAUUCUAAAAAUCGAUGUCUUCUACCACAAACAUCAUUACCAUAUGAACUUUGGCCUAUGCUUUUAUCAAAAGCUUUAUUAAAAAUAAUUUCUCUUGAUUUUCGUUCAUCAAGUACAUAUGCUGAAUACAAUGAAACAAGUGUUAUUCAUGCACUUACUGGAUGGGUAUCAGAACCUAUUCCACUUAAAUAUACUCAUGCCACAAAAGUAUGGGAAUUCCUUCGUUAUGAUCGUUCAAAUAGACUUGUAACGGAAAGUGAAAGUGGAGUAAAUAAAACAGAACAACAACCAUCAAGUCCAUUACCAGUUUUUGGACCUGUACCAUUAUUUAAAUGGACUGAUACAAAAGCUGAUUCAUCUGAAGAAUCACUUUUAUUAAAUGAUCAAUCAGGUCAUCAAGAUGAUACGGGAACAGAAAGUCUGACAAAAAAAUCUGAUGAUAAAAGUGCCAAAAAAGGUGGUGCACCAGCUGGUUUAGCAGCAUCGAAAGAUACAGCUGCAAAAUCAGCAACAGGAAAAGAAGCUCGAGCUGGUGGUGGUGCAAAUGUUGGUGCCAGUAAAGAUGCUAAAAAAAUAGGCGGUGUUGGUCGAGGAGGUACAACAGAAGAUCCAGGAGCUGUUGUUGAUGAUCAAACAAUACCUGAAGCACCCAAAAUGAUUGUAUUUGCUACUAUACCUCAUUUAGAACCAACCCGUAUUAGUUCUUAUGGUGAAACAGCAGAUAGAAGUGAACGAUUAAGACGUUAUAAUUUAAAUGAUACAUUUUCAACAUCAAUGUUACUUACUUGUAUUCGAGAUCUUCCAUUAGAACCACCGCCACCACCUGAAUAUGUACCUGCAUGGAAACUUAUUCGACCAAAAAAAUCAAAAAUCUUGCCACAUGCUGAACCAGUUGUUCCACAAGAACCGAAACCUGACCGUUGGAUUGAAAUAGCUUCUCCUUAUAUUAAUUAUCCAACUGCAAGUGCUCUUAAUAUGAAUGUAAAUACGCCAGUUCCUGGUGCUACAUCACGUUUAAGUCAUUCAGCAACACAUUCAACCGUAGCUGACGUACCUGAAAUAAUCGAAGUAGAUGAAGAAGGAGAUAUUGAAAAUAUUGAAUCUAAACCUGACAUUGAUAUUGACGUUGUUCAAGGUGAUUCAAGUCCAAAUUUAAUUAAAAAAGAUGAAUUAAUGUCACCUAAUAAAGAGUUAAAUACUAUGGGUCCACCAGAGACACCUGAUGAAUCUACACGUGGUACAGGAAGUAAACUUAAACGUGAAAAAUCAGCUGAUAAAAGCAAAAUAAAUCGAAAAUUAGCUGGUAGUAAAUUGGAUUUAGCUGGUGCAAAAGUAUCAUCAGAUGCUGUUUCUGUCAAAAGUCGAGGCGCUGAAAGUGAACACAAUAUGACACCACUGGAUAUUCAUGGCACUGGAAAUAAUACAGAACAUCAAGAUUCUCAAUCAAAAACAAAUGAUAUUACUUCAAAUCCAAAUAUAAUUCAAUCAAUGAAAAAAUCUUAUACAACACCGAAAAUAUGGAUGGAUUUCGACGAUUUUUGUUCAUGUUUUACAUCAAUUGUUGUUUAUCAUAAUCCUCGUGGUUAUCAAUAUACACAUAAACAUACAGAAAUUAAGCCAAGUAUUGCUUCUGCAACAAAAGAAAAGAAAAAAGAACCAAAUCCACCUGUAACUCAACAAUUACCAAAUUUACAAGAUGAGAAAUCACCAUUAUAUUUAUUUGUUGAUAGUACACGUGACAGAUUAGAUAAAAAUAUUGAAUUAAUUAUUAGUUUAACAUCUUUAUCACGAUGGCUUGAUUCUGGUGCAACGGAUGGUGCAAGUCCGCUAGGUUCAAUGUUGCCAACAACAACUGAAAAAGUUGGUCGAGGUGGAGGUGGAUCAACUGAUAAAGCAUCUGCAGAACUUAGUCCAGUAAGAGGUGUAGGAAGUAGACGACGAACAAGUACUGUUGAAGCACUUCCACAAACGCCUGGUCCACAUGUUAAUUUACAAGAUGGAAGCGUUGUUGAAAUGUCACAAAAAGAAAUUAUGCCACAGCCAAGUUCACUUAUUGCUGAAAUUUAUUCUUGGAAAUCACUUUCAAUGGGUCAACCUAUUCUUCGUCUUCAUACAACAACUACUAAAGCAUCUUUUCUUACAUUACCACCGGGACGUCAUGUAUUAAAAUUUAGUGUUACAUGUCCAUUAGCUUGUCAUCUUCAAAUUAUGUCGGAUACAAAUGAUUUUACAUUUGGUGAUGAAGAUCAAUUAUUAUCAAAAAUUGUUUCAGUAUCAGAAGAUGCUGAAUUUAUAUCACGUGCUGAAGAAUUAUUUCUUGCAUUUGAUGAUGCUAUACAAAAUUUUAAUAACAUAGAUCAACAAGACAUUAAACUUAAUGAAUUAUUUCGUUUAUAUUGUGAAUAUGCUUCGCCAUUAUCGAAUCUUACUGUUCAAACAUGUUGGAACACAUUUAAUCAAGCACUUUAUUCAACUUUACGUACCAUAUGUAAUGGAUCUGGACAACCGCUUAGUGCAGAAACUCAAUUUGCUUGGAGAUGUUUUACAAAUGAUUUGGCAACACCAGAUAUCAUGGGUGUGUAUGAAUCCAGACGACCUAGUACUUCAGGUGCAAGUCGUAAUUCAGCGCGAGCUGGUAAUGCACCAGGUGCAGGUGGAACAGGUGCUGCAACAACAGGAGUACCAGCUGCAGGUAAAAAAGGUGGCGGAGGAAAAGAUAAAAGUAUUGAUGAUAAAGCUGCCAGCAAACAACUAUCACAAUUGAGUACUUCAUUAUCUACGGCAGAACUUCAAGAAGAAUCAAUACCUGAUUGGCUCAGUCAUGAUUUAGCAUCGAAUGAAUUGGAAUGUAUUAUUAGUAUUCAAAAGGUUGCUCGAGGCUUUUUACAACGACGUAUAUUUCUUGCUCGUACACCUGGUACAGAAAAAAAUUUACUUACACAACGAUUAUUACAAUCAACAAUGGCGAUACUCAAAGCUGAUACAAUGAAAUCAGCUUUACUUCUUUUUAAAAAUCUAAUGGUAAGCAAACCACAAUUAAUACAAUGUUUUCAAUUUCGUAAUGAUGAUUGGAAUAUGGUUUCAUAUCGAGAUUAUCUUGGACAAUAUCAAGAACAACCAGCAAAUACUUGGUUUACUCUAUUUCGAGAAAUUUUUUAUGUGAUUGAAGAAGGUUUUAUUUCUGGUAAAUUUCUUUCUCAUGCACAAAAUUCACUAUUACGUGUUAUUAAUAAUGAUACAUAUGAUGAAAUGCCACUUAUUUUUAAUCGAUUAGCACCAUCAAUGUUUACAAAAAAUAAAUUAGGUUAUACAUUUUUUGCUGAAGGAAUAUCACUCGAUCAACCAAUAACAACUGGUCGUUUUCGUCUACGUCUAUUAACAUCUUAUACACAUUUACCUGAACCACGUGUUGAACAAAUAACAUCAUCAUUUAUUACAAAAGAAAUUAAAGAUUAUUAUGUUCCAAAUAAACAACAAACUAUAUGCAGAUAUCGUAUAACUGUUGCUGAUGAUUUCAAUCAAACUGGUCGUAAUUUUCACUUAGCUAGUAUUCAAUUUAGUACAUCAAAAUCUGAUGUUUUAAUACGUUUAACUGUAUUAAAUAAUAAUGAUGAAGUUGUUAGUGUUGAAGGCAAAGGCAGUGUUGUUUUACCUGCAUUUUUAUUUAUGCGAGAUGUUACUAAUGCAGCAAGUAGUGUUGUACAAGCACCACCACCAAUUCAACCAUUGUCAAGACCACAAUCAAAAACAGGAGGAGCAAUUAAAAAAGAUUCUAAUAAAGCUGCUGGUGGUACUGCACAUCGAGGAAGUGUUGUUGAAUCGUCAACUAUAAGUAGUGGUCGAUCGGAUAAAGAUAGAAGUGGAAGUGAAAAGAGAAGUUUUCAUAAAUAUGUUAUUCAAGCAACCGUUCUUCGUAAAACAUGGCCAUUAACACCAACUCAAUGGCAGUUUGUUGAACAACUUAAAGAACAAGAAAAGAAUGAAUUAAAAAUUUUUAAUCGACAACCAUCAGCAAAUAAAACGGAUGGAACCACAGGAGGUGGAGCAGGUGCAGGUAGUAAACGAGCAGGACAACCAAAUACAAGUACAGCAGCAAUAGCUGGGAAAGGAAAAGGUGCUGCAGCUAGUGGUGGUACAGGUAAAACUAGCACGACUACGUCAGGUCGACCGGGUACAGGUAAAGCAAGUGCAGAAAAAGCAAUCGAUACAAGCAAACCUCAUUGGAUAUUACGUGUAGUAUCUGAUGCAGAUAAAGCGGAUGAAUUAACAAUUAAAAAAGAUACUGAACGAAAUGAAGAAUUAAUUAAUAUGAAGAAAGCAUGGGAAACAUUUGAAGCUGGUCGAGCUCAAAAAGCUAUGAAAGCAAGACAAAAAUUUCUUGAUUCUUUACAACCAAAAGUUGAAGAACGUCCAACAUCAAGUACACUAGAUGGUACAACAAAACGACCUGAAAGUCGUACUGGUGAAGAACCAUCUAAUGCGACUCCUACAACUGCUACCGCAACUGAACAACAACAUGCUGCUAAACAAACGCCAGCUGCAACAGGAUCAACAACGAAGAAAAGUGCUUCAUCAACAGGAAAUAAAAAAGGUGUAGCUAAAGAAGAUGCAUCUAAACAAGCUGAAUCAACAUCAGCACAACAAGAACUUACACUACCGCCACCAAUAGUUGAUGAACCUCUUCUCGAUCAACCACCACCAGCUAAACCUAAAAUUAUUUUACCACCACUUGAUGUUAAACCUUUUAUCAAACAAAAAAUGCUUUCUGAUGAACCAAUUGUAUUAGAUCCUCUAUUUGAACAAGAAGAUUUACGUCGUCGUCAAGCUGAAUUUCUUGAAUAUGCUAAAUAUGCAGAAGAAAUUCGUCAAAAUCGUGAAGAAGAUCAUCAUAAUAGAUAUAAAGAAAAAAUUCGUCAAUUAGAAGAAUAUGUUGAUUUACAAGCAAGAAUUGAUCAAUCUCGUCGUACAAUUAAUGAACCUCGUGAAGCAUUUCGACAACGUUUUCUUGAAGUUGAACGUAAACGACUUGCCGAAUUAGCUGCUCAAGAACAAGAAUUAAUUGCAGCAGCUGAAAAAGCAAAAGCAACUGCAGCUCCAGCCAAAGGUAAAGGUUCGGCUGGAAAGAAAGGCAAGAAAUAA